Talaromyces amestolkiae is the source of this 636-nucleotide messenger RNA. RefSeq lists its product as uncharacterized. The record is from RefSeq and is a predicted model, not a curated record. Gene Ontology annotation, cellular component: cytoplasm. Lineage: Eukaryota; Fungi; Ascomycota; Eurotiomycetes; Eurotiales; Trichocomaceae. The transcript has a single exon. Bases 1 to 636 code for a protein of 211 amino acids.
AUGAUAGCAAUCAGUGGCAUACCCGGAUCGGGAAAGUCAUCAUUAGCAGCAGUAAUCGCAAACCGAAUCAAUGAACUAUACACACAGCAUGCCCCCGGCGCCCCCUCAAUCGCCGCAUUCGUGCCUAUGGAUGGCUACCAUCUGACACGAACCGAACUCGCAGCUAUGCCAGACCCGGUAUUCGCAGCUGCCAGAAGAGGAGCAGCAUUUACAUUCAAUCCAGAUAAGUUCUUGCAACUUGUUAAGCUUCUACGAGAACCGGUGACGGCAACGACGAAUACAAUUUUUGCGCCGAGCUUUGAUCAUGCGAUCAAAGACCCCGUUGAAAACGACAUACCCAUCUUCGCAACAGCGCGAGUCCUCAUCUUUGAAGGGAAUUAUUUAAGUCUAAAUAGAGAGCCAUGGAAUCAAGCGGCGGCACUUAUGGAUGAGCUGUGGUUUGUCGAGGUGGAUUUUGAGACUGCGAGACAGAGACUGAUCAAACGACAUGUGGAGGCGGGGAUCGCUAAGGAUGCGGAGGAUGCGGAUAAGCGGGCGAGGGAGAAUGAUUUGUUGAAUGGGCAGGAGAUUGUGGACUUUAGAUUACCGGUCGAUGAGGUUAUUGAGAGCACGUUUGAUGAGAAAUUCUCGGCUUAG